Cladocopium goreaui is the source of this 1729-nucleotide messenger RNA. The record is from the annotation of a GenBank genome assembly. NCBI's taxonomy places the organism in Eukaryota, Dinophyceae, Suessiales, Symbiodiniaceae.
GUCUCAGGUCGAGUGUCCAUCUUGACACCGACCACUGCGUCCAGAGCGCGUUUUCAUGAGCAACUGUGGCAGUGUUUCGUCGAUCAAUCCUGGCCAGACAAGGAGCUGGUCGUAGUGGAGACCUACACCAAGAAGGAGAAACCCUCCGAGGUUUUUACCAAACUGCUCAAGGCAAAGGAGAAGCGGCUCAAAUAUCUUGGAAUUCAAGUGGACGAGAACGAUGACCUCACAGUAGGCGCCAAAAGAAAUAUGACGGUGCUCAUGUGCAGUGGACAGUACUGUGUAAACUUUGAUGAUGAUGACUUGUAUGCCACAGUCUAUGUGGAGCGCAUGGUGAAUGAACUUAGACAGAGAAGUUUGGUCGCGCUGACCCUUUCUGCAUGGCACAACUUCUUCGAGUCCAACUGUCGAUGUGGAUAUUCCACUCCGGCGUGCUGGGAGCCGGAGGAUGAGGAAGAAUACGAGGGCAUCCUCUAUGGCUAUGGCUUUAGCUAUGUUUACCUCCGAGCGUUAGCGCUUUCUUUUCCAUAUCCCAACUUAGGGUUCGCAGAGGAUGCACCCUUCAUGUUGAAGCUUCGAGAGAAGAUGGGUGCUGGCCGUGUAGGGCUCAAAGAAGAUAUGGAGGGCCUUUGCCUGCACAUAGUACAUCCCAGCAGCAGCACACCAGACCCAGAGAUUGAGACAAUGCUUACGGAGGACGAAUUAAAUGUCCCUGAGCUGCAAGAUGUGAUGGAGAUUUAUAGCCAACUACAUCCAAUUAGCCUGAUCCGUGGAGACUCCGCCCGGCAAUGGCCGGAAGCAUCGCUAUUCUUUGGAGUGGCGGCGGUGAGGUGGGCCUCGGGCCUCGCGGAGCUGGACCCGCCGCUGCCCAGCAGCGCUGCGGCGUACCUCUUCGAGGGCAUCGACGCGCUGAGGGACGGGCAUCUGACGCCACCGGAGCUGCAAGGCACCUUGGACAUUGGACAACUUUUCCAAAGUCAAGAGGCUUUGAGGAAGGUGCUGCAUUGGGACAAAGCAACCAUGCAGCAUCAUGCAAAGGCAUCCAGCUGGAUCCACGAUGCCAGGCCCCACUGGCAGCAAAGUGGGGAUGAUAAGGUGGUGAAAGGUCCCGCAGAGAAGAGCGUGAAGGAUAGUCAGAAGCUCCCGUUGGUUCAGAGUAUGCUUGGUGCGUUCCUGACAGCCAGUGAUGCUUUUGACAGCAUGGACCAGGAUCAUAGCGAUGAUGCGUCCGUCAUGGAGUUCAAAGAGACCUUGGCACAUUUCCAGCCGCCCAUCAGUGGCUUCCAAGCGGAACAGGCCUUUCGCAAUUUGGACCGCGAUGGCAAUGGCAAGGUCUCGCGAGCUGAAUUUGCUGUCUUGAACGCUGCAAUGCCCACAGGUGGCAGCUUAAAUCAGAACAUGCAGCAGCUGAUGUCGAAGGCGGAAGAGGAGUUUCGAAAGCAGGCGUCCAAAUGGGCUGGGGGCAUGAAGCAGGCCUGCAUCCAGCUGGGAACGCAGGUGUCUUUCCAACACUUUCAGUCAGCCAUCCGAUCCUUUGAACCCUUGCUUUCCGCAGAGGUGGCUCAGGCUGUCUUCAAUCAGAUGGACAGCAACCACGAUGGCUUCAUCGAUGAAAACGAGUGCCAUUUGUCCCUGAAGGACUUCCGCAAGACGAUGUCCAGCUCCAAUUCCUUGCGCAACACGUUCGUGGCUGCGGAUCAAGACAACGACCAUCAGCUAUCAGAGGAGG